This is a messenger RNA of Microplitis demolitor, 2373 nucleotides long. RefSeq names its product uracil phosphoribosyltransferase homolog (gene kri). The coding region runs from base 105 to 791 and encodes 228 amino acids. The record is from RefSeq and is a predicted model, not a curated record. The transcript has 6 exons. Lineage: Eukaryota; Metazoa; Arthropoda; Insecta; Hymenoptera; Braconidae.
UUUUAUAAUUUGUCUCGUGGUGUCGUGAUCAGUCGUGAUCGGCUUUUCAAUGUUUGGACAAAAUAUUGAGUCAAUAGGAGAUAAUUAAAUAUUUACAAUCGAAUAUGGGUUCUACAGACACAACAACUAAUGUUAAGAAACAAUUGAAUCAUAGCAACAAUGAAAUGUUUCAUGAAUACGGUCCGAAUUUGAAAAUCCUGCCAAGUAAUGAUCAAGUGAAAGAAUUACAAACGAUUUUACGCGAUAAAAACACAACAAGAAGUGAUUUUAAGUUUUAUGCUGAUCGUUUAAUCAGACUUGUUAUAGAAGAAAGCUUAAAUCAAUUGCCAUUCACGAAAAUUGUUAUUACUACACCGACCGGGGCUAGUUAUAAUGGUUUAAAAUAUCAAAAAGGAAAUUGUGGUGUGUCGAUAGUGAGAAGUGGUGAAGCUAUGGAGCAAGGUCUAAGAGAUUGUUGCCGAAGUAUAAGAAUUGGAAAAAUAUUAGUUGAAAGUGAUGUAGAUACUCAUGAAGCCAAGGUCGUUUAUGCUAAAUUUCCAGAUGAUAUUGCUGAUCGUAAAGUAUUAUUAAUGUAUCCAAUCAUGAGUACUGGAAAUACUGUGAUAAAAGCAAUAGCUGUUUUAAAAGAGCAUAAUGUAUUAGAAGAAAAUAUCAUUCUCUCAAAUUUAUUUUGUACGCCACCUGCUGCCAAAACUCUAGUCAGUGUUUUUCCUAAGAUGAAGAUUUUAACAUCGGAAAUUCACAAUGUUGCACCAAAUCAUUUUGGACAGAAAUAUUUUGGUACAGACUGAAUUUAGUAAUCUGUAAUUUCAUUAUAUAUAUAUAUAUUUGUAAAAAAUCUAUAAUCAUUGGAAAACCUGAUCGUUAACUUUUUUUUUGAAAGUAAAUCGAAUCUUGUAUAUCUGUAACGCACAUUUUUGUUGUUAUAUAUUCAAAAAUUAAUUUUUUGUAUUAUAUGCUAUUUAAAUCUAUCACAUUAUUAUUUUGAGUAUUUACAUUAUUAAAAAACUUUAUUAUGCAGGAUUUUUAUAGAGUUAUUAGAAAUGAUUAUGAAAAAUAAAAAGCACGUUAAAAUCAAAUUAUUGUACCAUAUACACAACACAUUUAGCGUGAUGAAAUAAAUUUAUAAUAAAAAUGGAAUUACAACGAUGACGUAUUUACAUCUCUGUCAUAAGCAAACCUGCUCAUGAUGAAAAGGUCCACUAUAAUAAAGUUACUAUCAAGAAUAUGCACUAAUGUUUAAAAUUUUCACCAUCGACAGUUCAAAAUAGUUCAUAAGCUCUCAAUUACCGAUGAUCACGAUUUAAAAUGUUUAUGUUUAUUCUUGGUUGCGAUUUUAUUGUAGUAAACUUUAUUUCGAGAGAGUUUUAACCAUAGAAGAUAUUUUAUUGGAAAGGUAAUUUUUAGGUAGACCUGAUGCCGCAAAUUUGGAUUGAGUUAAAUUUUAAUUGUGGUAGGUUCGCUUAUCGCAGAGUUAUAAAUGCACCUCAACUUUUAUAUGUUAAAUUAACGAUUUUAGUAAUCAUUAUAUUGAAUUAUAGUAAUUACCCUGCUUAAAAAAAUUCGAUAAAUUCUUAUAGCUAUAUGUAUAAGCCCUAUAUUUAACUAUAGCACUUGUCAUAGAACUUAUUCAUUCUUGUACAAUCUUUAUGGUAAUUCAUGAGAAUUUAUUGGAUUGUAUGAGAUUUUCUAAACAGGGUAAUUUAUGAAUUGUAUUAUUUUUAAAUUUAUUAAAACUUAUAAGUAAUGUUUUAAAACUCAAAAUAACACGGAGACCAAUAAUUUCGUAUGAUAUAUAUGAUUUCAUUCUUUCAUUAUUCAUAUGAUUCAUAUGAAAACAAUUAAAUUAUGUAUUCAGUAACUACUUCACUAACGAUGAACUAAUCUCGUUCGAAUGUAGCAAGUUGUGUAAUAGCGUUUUUAUUUGCCAUGCAAAUAAAUGAUAAUUCUGUGAAAUGAAAAUUUUCAUUCGAUAAACUAAGUCUCAUAAGGAGAAAAAAUUUUCAUCUCAAUUAUUUUCGUCAUUAAAACUACUUUUUGAUUUCGAGUAUAUUAGAAAUUAUUUUUAUUAAUUUCAACUACUGAUCGAAUUUGAGUUAAGAUAAAUAUUUAGUAUUCAACAAUCAAUUAAUUUUUGUUUUUUUAUCAUAUAACCCAUUUAAAAAAAAAAACAAUAGACUUUCAUAGCUGUAUUAUAAAUAUAAAGCUCAUAAAAUUUUCCAUACAACUUAUUUAUUUUCAUAAAAUCUAUGAUAGUUUAUGAGAAUCUAUGAUUUUAUGAGACCUCUCGAGCAGGGUAGUUUAACUUCAUUUCUUUGUACAAAAUCUUAUUUUCUUAAUAAAUAAUUAAUUAAUUGUUAUAAUACUAAGAGU